GGAACUCUAGUUGCCUCAUGAAGUUUAGUUAGUGCCUUGGUAUGCCGAUAGAAGGAUUUGAAGAGGAUAAUUGGCCAAAAAGGGUAGGAUGGGGCGUAUAGAAAGGCGAAAUCACUGUCUUCAAAAUCUGAUAAGGAACUUAAGAAGUUGGAGUGGAUAGUGAGCUACAAAAAGGCCAGGGUUGAUAUUGGAUUAGGUAAACUUGAUAGGGUUUCUAUGUCAGGGUGCAAAUGAAGAUGACAUUCCAUAGAAUGUUAAAUGGGCAAACGAUAGGGAUAAAAGGAAGAUAAUAAAGUCGGUAAUUAAAUCUCAAAGAGUGGACAUGGUGUGUUAGUAGGAAACCAAAAUUAAAGAAAUGACUACUGGGCUUGUGCGUAGCCUUGGGAUGGGAAGUUGUUUAGGCUGGAGUGCAGUCAAUUCAAGGGGAGCAGUUAGUGGCAUUCUGGUGUUUUGGGAUAAUAGGGUGUUUGAAUUGGUUGGCUUGGAAAGAGGGGAGUUCUCAAUUUUGUGCCGAUUCAAAAACUGUGAGGAUGGUGUUUCAUGGGUGUUUACUGGUGUAUAUGGUCCUGUGUGCAGAAGGGAAAUGGAAAACUUCUAUGAUGAGUUGGAGGCAGUAGGAGGUUUAUGGAGCGACCUUGGUGUGUAGGUGGGGAUUUCAACAUGAUAAGAUUUCCUAGGGAGUGUAGUAGGGGAGGAGGGUUAUCUUCAACAAUGAGGAGAUUUUUAAAAGUAUUAGAGGAGUUGGAGCUAAGGGACAUUCCUUUAUAGGGAGGUCCAUUCACUUGGAGGGGUGGGAUGAACAACCAACCCUAAUCUAGGCUCAACAGGUUUAUAGUGUCAGAUAAUUGGGACAACCUGUUUAAUGGGUUUGUGUAGGUUGUUUUGCCAAGACUGGUCUCUGAUCACUUUCCCAUUUUGCUCGAUGGAGAAGGCCUGAGAAAGGUACCCUCCCCUUUCAAAUUUGAGAAUGUGUGGUUGGAGGAAGAAGGGUUCAAGGAUCAGGUUAAGAAUUGGUGGGUGAGCUUUAAUUUUACUGGGACUUUCAACUUUGUUUUAGAUGCAAAAUUGAGGGCCUUAAAAGUAGUUUUGAAGACUUGGAAUAAAGAAAUGUUUGGUUUCAUUGAGGCUAGAAAGGGAAAAGCUCUCAGCUAGAUUGUGUAUUGGGAUGAGAAGGAGAAAGGUUCUGCCCUAAAUUUGGAGAAGUCUGAAGCUAGAAAAAAGGCUAGGGAGUCUUAUAAGAAUUGGGUUAUGAGUGAGGAAAUCUCUUGGAGACAAAAAUCAAGGGAAGUGUGGUUGAAGGAGGGGGAUAAUAACACCAGAUUCUUCCACAGGAUGGUGAAUGCUCAGAGUAGAAGGAACUGGCUAUCCAAGGUAAAAGUGAAUAGUUGCUGGUAUACCAAGGAGAAUGAAUUAAAAGCUAGUGUGGUUGGGGCGUUUCAUAACCUCUUUUCAGUUUUAGAAGAGAGGGGUGUUGUCCUAGUAUUAAAGGGUUGUCCUUUGCGGGCUUAGAUAGCAAUGAGGUAGAGAGGCUAGAGCUUCUUUUUUCGGAAGAAGAAGUGUUUGUUGCUCUCUUGGAUCUAGGCAAGGACAAAGCUCUUGGUCUAGACGGUUACACCAUGGCGUUUUGACCUUUUUGUAGGGAUGGUUUGAAGGCAGAGGUUUUGGAUUUUUUUUAAGGAAUUCCAUGAGGGUGGCAAAUUUGUCAAGUCUUCGAAUGCUACUUUCCUGACUCUUGUUCCAAUGAAGGGAGGUGCAGAAGACUUGAAAGAUUUUAGGCCGGUUAGCCUUGUGGGCAACCUCUAUAAGUUGCUAGCUAAGGUGUUGGCCAAUAUACUUAAAAAGGUAAUGGGCAAAGUGAUGAUGGAGUCCCAAAAUAUUUUUGUGGAGGGCAGACAGAUUUUAGUUACAGUUUUGAUUGCAAAUGAGGUUGUGGACUCAAGGUUGAAAAGUAAUGAAGGUGGUGUGUUGUGCAAGUUGGAUAUAGAGAAAGUGUAUGAUCAUGUGAAUUGGAAGUUCUUGUUUGCAGUACUAAGAAAGAUGGGCUUUGAGGAGAGAUGAAUUAAUUGGGUAGAAUGGUGCAUCUCUAUUGGGAAAUUUUUUGUUUGAGUAAAUGGAUCUCCUCAUGGUUUUUUCCAAAGUUUGAGGGGUUUGAGACAAGGAGAUUCCCUCUCCCCUUAUUUAUUCGUGAUAGCCAUGGAAGGGUUUUGUUGUCUCUUGAGGAGGGGUAUUAAUGGGGGCUUCUUAUCUAGUUGGUGGGUGAGGGGUAGGCGUGGUGAUGAGAUUCUAUUAUCGCACUUGUUAUUUUCUGAUGAUACUUUGGUGUUUUGUGUGGCAUCUCAAGACCACAUGACUUAUCUAAGUUGGCUUCGUACGUGGUUUGAGGCUUGUUUGGGUUUGAGAUUCAAUUUGGAUAAAAGUGAGCUAAUUCUGGUGGGUAUGGUGCAUAAUAUAGAGGACUUGGCCUUGGAGUUGGGGUGUAAAGUGGGCAACCUUCCUUCCCGCUAUUUGGGUCUUCCUUGGGGAGCCUAUUUCAAAUUUGUGGCGGUUUGGGAUGGUGUUGAAGAGAGAUUUCGAAAAAGGUUAGCCAUGUGGAAAAAAUAAUAUAUCUCAAAAGGAGGGGGACUCACUUUAAUUCGAAGCACUUUGUCUAGCAUGUCUAUUUAUUUCAUGUCUCUCUUUUGCAUGCCAAGAAAAGAGAGGUUGAGAUUGGAGAAGAUACAAAGGGAUUUUCUUUGGGGUGGUGGGGCUCUUGUGCAGAAACCGCAUCUUGUGAGGUGUAAAAUGGUUUGUUUGGAGAAAAUGAAAGAUGGUUUAGGUGUGAGAAAUCUCUCUUUGAUGAAUAUAACCCUCUUAUGCAAGUGGAGUUGGCGGUAUGCCAAUGAAAAUGAAGCACUUUGGAAGCAUGUGAAGAUGAUGGGAGGUGGCGUUCCUGUGAGGUGAGUGAGAGGUUUGGUGUGGGUUGUGGAAUCUAUUAGGAAGGAGUAGAAUUAUUUGAGUGGCAGGUUGACCUUCCAAGUGGGCAAUGGGCAGAGAGUGAGAUUUUGGAUGGACAAGUGGUGUGUAGAUGAGCCACUUUGUGAAUUCUUCCCUUCCUUAUUUGCCGUUUCUUUGUCUAAGAAAGCUUGGGUGGUGGAUGUUUGGAACCCUGAAGGAGAAGGGAGUGGAUGGAUCCCUUUUUUCUCUAGGGCCUUUAAUGAUUGAGAGUUAGAUUUGGUGGAGUGUUUUUUUUGCAAAAGAUUCAAGUAAUUAGGAUUCUUAGAGAUGUGGAAGAUAGAAUGAUUUGGAUAGCUUCGAGGUGUGGGACCUUUUUGGUCAAAUCUCUCUAUUCUAUCUUGAAACCUGGAGAUCCCCAUUUUUUCCCUAGUAGUAGUAUGUGGAGAUCGAGUGCACCUCCUAAGGUGGCUUUCUUUGCCUGGGAGGCUUCUUGGGGGGAGUUUUAACUUUGGACCAACUUCAAAUGAGAGGUACUUUUUGGCAAAUAGGUGUUUUCUUUGCCUCUUUGAAGCAAAGACGGUUGAUCACCUUCUUCUUCACCGUGCAAACACCUUCUUCUUCACUAUGCAAAGACUUGGGUUCUUUGGAGUUUUCUUUUCUCCCUCUUUAGUGUAUCUUGGAUUCUUUCUUGUUUAGUGAAGAAAACUCUUCUUGGGUGGCAUGAGUUGUUUGUGGGUAAAGCUCGUAAAAAGGCUUGGCAAGUCGCCCCUUUAUGUAUAUUUUGGACAAUGUGGAAGGAAAGGAAUUUGAUAGCGUUUGACAAUGAGGAGUUAUCAUUCCAAAUAUUGAAAAAUUCUUUUGUAUGUAACCUAUGGUCUUGGUCUAAGGUGUCUAUAGAUAUGAACCCUAUUUCUCUUAUAAGUUUCAUUGAUUGGUUAGGUUCUAAGUAAGGGUAGGUGAUGUUUUUUGCUUCUUUCCCUCCCCAUCUGGUUUAAGCCUUUAGGCUUUUUUGGUAUACUUCCUGUAUACUCUGAGAGCACUAUUUUUGGUGUCUCCUCUUUACUUUUUAUACAACUUUUCUUUACCUAUCAAAAAUAAAAAUAAAAAUAAUGUUGAGGUGAAAAGUUAGGCAAAAGGUAAAUUUAUUGGCAUUAUUGGACUUGUGCACGCUCUUUUUGCAAAUGGGGAUGUAAUACAUGGAAGAAGUUGAUUGUAGAGGUGUAAAGGGUGAAAGAAGAAUUUGAAGUUGUUAAAGAAUUUUAAAAGGAAAUUGCGAAUGUAACUUUCUGUGCCCAUUAUUGUUUAUUUACCAUUUUAUUUCAUUCCAUUUUUUGUUUUACAAAAAUAAUUUUGUCACUGUUGGUGUUAUUGUGUUAUUAUUGUUACUGACUUAUUGAUACUAUUGUUACUGUUUGAUAAAAUUUAUUGUGAUAAUUAUGUAUGGUUGUUUAUGGUAGCAAGUUAACAAUGGUGCUAUAGUUGUCGAGGAUUGUGGCAUUCUUUGAUAAUAUAAUGCACUAAAUGCAUCUGAUUAUGACUCAGUAAUAUGCACUAUUUGUUUUGAAUUAGGUUUGUCUGAACACAUUUUUGUCUUCAUGGAUUCUUCUAUCCCUUUGUUUUUGAACAUAUAUUGCUCUUUUAGCUUGAACUAUGGAGGAAAUGGAGCAUAGUUAUUGUUGAUGAUGAAAAGUUGGAUAGAAGAUAAAUUUAUUACCAUCAUUGGAUGUGUACACGUGCUAUUUGGAUGAUGAUGUAAUCGGUGGAAAAAGAAAUUGAUUAUAAAUAUAAUUUGUGGACAAAAUUGUGUAGGAUGGUGUAAUAGGCUGAAGAAGAAUUUGAAGAGCCAUGAAAGAAGUCUAAAAGGUGUUCACUUUUGGGUCUGUUCCCCUCAAGACUUAUUUGCCUGAUGGAGAUAUUGACUUGACAGCCUUCAGUAACAAUCAAAAUUUGAAGGACACAUGGGCUAAUCAGGUCCGUGACAUGCUACAGAGUGAGGAAAAGAACGAGAAUGCUGAAUUUCGUGUAAAAGAGGUUCAGUACAUUCAAGCAGAAGUGAAGAUAAUAAAAUGUCUUGUUGAAAACAUUGUGGUAGACAUAUCAUUCAACCAGCUUGGUGGGUUAUGCACUCUUUGUUUCCUUGAGGAGGUUGAUCAUUUGAUAAAUCAAAAUCAUUUAUUCAAGCGUAGCAUUAUAUUGAUCAAGGCCUGGUGUUAUUAUGAGAGCCGAAUACUGGGUGCUCACCAUGGACUUAUUUCGACUUAUGCUUUGGAGACCUUGGUUCUCUACAUAUUUCACGUCUUCAACAAUUCCUUUACUGGACCACUUGAGGUCCUUUAUCGUUUUUUGGAGUUCUUUAGUAGCUUUGACUGGGACAACUUUUGUGUUAGUCUAUGGGGUCCUGUACCUAUUAGUUCACUUCCAGAUGUAACAGCGGAACCUCCUCGGCAAGAUAGUGGAGAGCUACUACUUAGUAAAUUGUUUCUAGAUGCCUGUAGCUCAGUAUAUGCUGUUUUCCCGCAUGGCCAAGAAAAACAGGGACAAUCCUUCAUUUCCAAGCAUUUCAAUGUUAUUGAUCCUUUACGUGUAAACAACAACCUUGGUCGUAGUGUUAGUAAAGGAAAUUUCUUCAGGAUACGAAGUGCAUUUGCAUUUGGCGCCAAAAGGCUGGCAAGGCUACUUGAUCCCAAAGAGAACAUAAUUUUUGAAGUAAAUCAGCUUUUCAUGAACACAUGGGAAAGGCAUGGCAGUGGUCAUCGUCCUGAUACUCCAAGGACUGAUUUGUGGCGCUUGAGAUUCUCAAAUUCAAAUCAACUCCAUGGGUCUGAAAAUUGGGUGAACAUUUCAAGCAACAAAAGAUUGAACAGUAACUCUGAUCAUGAAGCUGAGGUUGAGAGGACACAUGCUUCACAUGGUGUUUCCUGGGAAAACCUGUCUAGAAACAGUGAUAUUUCUGCAGUUUCUCCUGCUCAAAGCCAAAAGAAUCAUGGGACCCUGAACAGUUCAAGGAUCCCUGAUCAGAUCAGUCCAGAAAUCAAUUCUAAUCAGGGGGUACAUACUGAUAGAGAUCAGGGAAGUUUCAAGCCUGAUCAAUUGGUCAAUGACCUUCAGGGAAGGUAUCUGUUUGCCAGGACACACUCUAGUCCCGAGCUUACUGACACAUAUACCAAGGGCUCUUCUCGAGGCAGGCAUAACAGAGCUCCAGAAAAUGGAAAAGACCAGAUUACUUCUACAAGACUGGACAAUAGCAGGAGGAAGAACCUGGGCUCAGAAAUUUUUGUGAGCAAUAGUACCAUAUCAACUGAUGAUACUUCAUCUGUCAGGCAUGUCUCAUCCCAUCAAAGUCUUGACGGAUCAGCUGAUUCAAACACUACUUUAAAUAGUUAUUAUCAUGGCUCAGCCUUGGGUGCCAUGGGUGAUCAACUUUCUUCUGUCAUGGGUACUCAGGGGAUGCAUCAGGAAGAGCAAGAUCUUGUGAACAUGAUGGCAUCUUCUACACUUCAUAAUUUCAAUGUACAGGUCCAUCUGCCGCUAAAUUUAGGUCCAGCUCACCUACCUCUUCCAUUCUCACCUUCCAUUCUAGCUUCAAUGGGAUAUUGUCAGAGAAAUUUGACUGGCAUGGUUCCUACAAAUGUUCCCUUGAUCGAGCCUGCUUGGGGGGCCUCAAAUAUGCAAUUUCCUCAAGGUUUGGUUUCUUCAUCAUUAACUCAUUACUUCCCUGGCAUUGGAUUGAACUUGAAUUCUGAAGAGUUGAUUGAAACUGGCAAUGAAAAUUUUGGUUCUUUGGAAAUUAUCUCAGGGGAGGCUGAUCAUGAUCUCUGGCAUGAGCAGGAUGGGGGAUCUACUGCAGGGUUUGAUCCUGACAAUGGAGGUUUUGAGGUGCUUCAGUUAGAUAAUAAGCAACAGCCAACUUCAUCAGGUUUUAACUUUCUGCCUGCAUCUAAGGUGGGUGGCUCUAGUGGCUCAAUGGGAGUUCAACCAAAGUUCAUUAAAGAAAACCUAGGAUCAGCUGGGGAAGAUCAUGUUGAUGCUUUCCACCAUCAAGAUAAUAGACAAAAUGAAGUUCAUUCUGAUGGCAGAACUGCAAGUUCAAGGUUUUCGCCUUCUAGGCCCACUAGCCCCUUGAGAAGCAAAACCUCUUCCGAGAGUUCCUGGGAUGGAUCAUCAGCAAAGGUUUCAAAGCCAACGAGGGAAAGACGGGGAAGAAAAACAAGUUCUUCUGCAGAGGCUUCAACUGUGUAUGGAAAAGGCAAGAUUGUGUCUGAACAUGUGCCUUCUCAUGUAGAUGAUGACGACAAAGACUGGAAACCACCUUCAACCAUGGGUUCUGAAAGGGCUGAAAGAAGCAUGGCCUCUCAAUCUCUGGCUCCUUUGCAUGUCCCAAGGCAUAACAUACCAGGCUUUGAACCAGCUCAUGUGAGCGGAUCGGAUUCGCUAAUACCCAUUUCUCCGGUGUUUCUAGGUUCUGGUUCACAGCAAAGGGCAGUGGAUAAUUCUGGGGUGGUUCCCUUUGCCUUUUAUCCAACAGGUCCGCCUAUUACGUUUCUUACAAUGCUGCCAGUUUACAAUUUCCCAACUGAGCCAGGAGCUACUGAUGCAACGACAAGCCAUUUUGGAGGGGACAAUGGGGUGGAUAACAGUGAUUCUAGUCAAAACUUUGAUUCAUCUGAGGGGCUUGAUCAGUCUGGGAAUUUAAACACUUCAGGUUGUAUGAGAAGGGCAGUUCCUGUUGAACCCUCAGAGGUGCCAAAGUCCGAUAUUCUUAACAGUGAUUUUGCCAGCCAUUGGCAGAAUUUGCAAUAUGGGAGGUAUUGCCAAAGCCCACACUCUCAUGGUCCACUUUCUUAUCCUUCACCUAUUAUGGUACCCCCCAUGUAUUUACAGGGUCAUUUCCCAUGGGAUGGUCCUGGAAGACCUCUUUCAUCCAACAUGAACCUCUUCACUCAUCUUAUGAAUUAUGGUCCUCGCUUUGUUCCUGUUGCUCCUCUGCAGUCUGUUUCUAAUAGACCUGCCAAUGUUUAUCAACAUUAUGGUGAUGAAGCAACAAGAUAUCGUACUGGAACUGGGACAUACCUACCAAAUCCUAAGGUGUCUGCUAGGGAACGACAUGCUUCAAAUUCCAGAAGGGGGAAUUAUCAUUAUGAUAGGGGUAACCACAAUGGUGACAGAGAAGGGAACUGGAAUAUCAACUCAAAAUCAAGAACUGCUGGCCGCAAUCAUAGUCGUAACCAAGCUGACAAAUCAAGCUCAAGACUGGAUAGGUUGGCAGCAAGUGAGAGCCGAGCUGACAGGCCAAGGGGCUCAUACAGACAUGACUCAUUUCCCUCCUACCAUUCCCAGAAUGGUCCAUUGCAUGUGAACUCCCCUCGGAGUGGUUCUGCCAGUGUGGCUUAUGGCAUGUAUCCAAUCCCAACAGUGAACCCCAAUGAAGUGUCAUCCAAUGGACCAAAUGUUCCAUCUGUAGUCAUGGUCUAUCCAUAUGAACAUAACACCAAUUAUGGUUCACAGGCUGAACAGCCUGAGUUUGGGUCCAUUGGAACUGCAGGUUUCUCAGGUAUGAACGAAGAAGCUCUGCUGAAUGAGGGAACAGGUGCGUUUGAGGAACAAAGGUUUCAUGGUGGCGUUAGUCAACAGUCUCCAUCAGACCAGCCUUCUUCACCUCACUGCCAAAGAUCAGUGGCUCAGAGGAAUUAUCAGUUGAAAAAUGAGGAUUUUCUGCCUCUUGCAAUUCCAGACGUGAGGAAAACCCUUAACAAGAGAAACUAUAAUUGGAAACCCUCCAGUAACGGGCCUUGCCGCUCUCCCCUCACUUCUGAUGUGACGGUUUCUGAAAAUUUUGCUCCACAAAUGGCGUCCUUCCUCUACUGGCUUACUGUAUGCACCAGUGUACAAUCAUGCAAAAUUGUCUUCCAACCUUUCCUCUUUGCAGUAUUAAGGAUCCCUUUUUUGAACUUUAGGUUUGAAUUCUCGUACAGGGUUUGUACCAUUAGGCAUUUUUGUUUCAUAUUCUCCACUGUGUACUAGCUCUGUAUUACAUUCUUGUUCAAAAAUUUUAACAGCAUAGCAAUCUCCAUUUCAUUGAUGGAGUUAGAAGGCUACGCUUUUGAUA
This is a messenger RNA of Vitis vinifera (wine grape), 9040 nucleotides long. RefSeq lists its product as uncharacterized. The transcript has 9 exons. The record is from RefSeq and is a predicted model, not a curated record. Bases 4915 to 8955 code for a protein of 1346 amino acids. Lineage: Eukaryota; Viridiplantae; Streptophyta; Magnoliopsida; Vitales; Vitaceae.